Messenger RNA from Huiozyma naganishii CBS 8797, 975 nucleotides. It is a transcript of the gene TFB3, whose product is annotated as TFIIH/NER complex subunit TFB3. The transcript has a single exon. Gene Ontology annotation, molecular function: cyclin-dependent protein serine/threonine kinase activator activity. NCBI's taxonomy places the organism in Eukaryota, Fungi, Ascomycota, Saccharomycetes, Saccharomycetales, Saccharomycetaceae. Gene Ontology annotation, cellular component: transcription factor TFIIH holo complex. The record is from RefSeq and is a predicted model, not a curated record. Bases 1 to 975 code for a protein of 324 amino acids. Gene Ontology annotation, biological process: regulation of transcription by RNA polymerase II; positive regulation of cyclin-dependent protein serine/threonine kinase activity; nucleotide-excision repair.
AUGGAUGACUAUGAGGAAGAGAACAGGGACAUGUGUCCCAUCUGUAAGACGGAUAGGUAUUUGUCACCGGAUUUGAGAUUUUUAGUCAACCCUGAGUGCUACCAUAAGAUCUGUGAAAACUGUGUGGACCGUAUAUUCAGUCUUGGUCCCGCUCCGUGUCCUUAUAAACGGUGUGAUAAGAUUCUAAGAAAGAACAAGUUCAAGACGCAGAUAUUUGACGAUGUGGAGGUGGAGAAGGAGGUGGAUAUACGGAAGAGGGUGCAUAACGUUUACAACCAGACGCUGGCGGACUUCAAGGGGGAUUUGACCGCUUAUAAUAAGUACCUGGAGGAUAUUGAAGAUAUAGUAUACAAUUUAGACCACGGGAUCGACGUUGUCGACACAGAGCAGAAGUUAAGGGACUAUGAGGAAUUAAACAGACAGUUGAUUUUGAACAACAUAGAGAGAAGUAAACUGGACUCUGAGACUUUUGUUCAAAGGCAGCAGCGGGAGAAGGACAUGAAGUUGCGACAGAGACAACUGGAGCGCGAAGUGGAGGAGGAGGACCGCCAGCAGAAGGAGUGGGCUAAGAAAGAGAUAGUGAACCGUUUGGCGAACUCGAAUGGUGUUGACGCCAGUGAAAUCAUCGAAGGUGUUAACAACUCGGUCAAGUUAAAGAAAUCCUCUGCGAGGAGGAAACUAGACGACCUGAACAGGGCACUAAGAGAAAAUCCAGGGUUCAUGGCGUUGACGGCGACCGAUGACAAUCAAAGCAAGGGCACCAUGCCGUUGACGACACCGUUUAACGGGGACAGAGAUGUCGAGAAACGGUAUAGCAUAAAUCCUGACCAUUACAACGACCCAUUUAUCAAAGACUUGGAGUCGAACAGAGAGUACCUGGCUUCUGGGUUCAGGACAGAUUACGUGUACGAUAGAGUUCUCACAGAGGCAUUCAUGGGACUUGGCUGCAUCGUAUCAGAAGAACUAGCAUCAUAG